CAAUCAGUAGUUACUCUCACUCCUGCCUUUUCUCUCUCAGUACAAACCCCAUCGCUGACAGAACACCCCGCUGACGUCACCGCUCAAGUCAACGCCGAGCGAGUUGUCCGCUGCUUCUCUUCUUGGCCAAGUGACUUUGCGGGGAAAUCAGUCGGACUUCGGCUCGCAAACAACUUCCUCACCACCGUAGACUCUCUUCUUCUUCUCUUCUUCUCUUCUUCUUCCUCUGUUCUUCAGUAACCACAAUGUCAAUGACCAUCUACAAAUCACCCAAACCAGACAUCCCCCUCUUCAAUGGCUCCAUCCCCGAAUUCAUCCUCUCCUCCCCGCACCUCCGCGCCAGACCCAACUCCAUCGUCCUCACCGACGCCGUAAACGACCGCUCCCUCACCGCCGCCGAAAACAUCACCCUCGUCCGCUCGCUCGCCGCUCUCCUCAGAUCAAAGUACGCCGUCAACCCCGGCACCGUCGUCGCCGUCUACUCUCCCAACCACAUCUACCUCAUCGCGAUCCACUACGCCAUCCUCUGGUGCGGCGGCGUCGUCUCUCCCGUCAACUCCGCCUAUCCGGCCCGUGAUCUGCGCGAACAGCUCUCCACCGCCGACGCGCGCCUGCUCAUCGCCUUCACCGGCGUCCCCUCAAUGGGCGACGCCGCAACAGAGGCCGUCUCGACCCUGUCCUCGUGCUCGCUCGUCCCCUUCACCGCCCUCUGCGACGACGCGCUCGCAAACCUCAGAGCCGGCGACGGCCCGGCCGGAGACCCCGUCAAACUCACAAAACCCGCUGCCGAGACCCUCGCUUACCUCUGCUUCUCCUCCGGCACGACCGGCAAGUUCAAAGGCGUCAUGACGUCGCAUCACAACCUCACCAGCAACGUCCUGCAGACAAUCAACUUUGACAACCGCAUCUUCUCCCCGGAGGGCGUGUACGCGGGUUUUCUGCCCAUGUCGCACAUCUACGCGCUCACGCUCCACCUCUACGCUGCAGUCUACCUCACCGGCCGGCUCAUCGUCUUUCCCAAGUUCGAGCUCGAGCCGUUCUUGCAGUGCAUCGUGCGCUACAAGAUGAGCCACCUGCACCUCGUCCCGCCCAUCUUGAUCCUGCUCGCGAAAUCCCCGCUCAUCGACAAGUAUCCCCAGAUCCGCGAGCACAUCUUCUACCUUGGCUCCGGCGCCGCGCCGCUCAGUCGCUCGCUUGGCGAAGCAGUCAAGCAGCGCCUGCAGCCGGCUAACGUGCGCAUCGGCCAGGGAUACGGCAUGACCGAGUGCACCCCCGUCACGCACUACUCGCCGCUCGACCAGCCGGACGAGAAACUGGGCACGAUCGGCAACCUCGUCGCCAACGUCGAAGCGCGGCUCGUCGACCCCGAGACGGGAAAAGACGUCCCGCGCGGCCACGAAGGCGAGCUGGUGGUGCGCGGGCCAAAUAUCAUGAUGGGCUAUCUCAACAACGAAGAAGCCACGCGCGCCACGCUGCUCGACGGCGGCUGGCUGCGCACAGGCGACAUCGCGUCCGUCGGCGACGACGGGUUCUGGACAAUCAUCGACCGCUCCAAAGAGCUGAUUAAAUACAAGGGCUUCCAAGUCGCGCCCGCAGAGCUCGAAGCGCUACUUCUCACGCACCCGAAAGUCGUCGACGCAGCCGUGGUCGGCACGUACUCCGAGUCCGAAGCGACCGAGCUUGCGCGCGCGUACGUCGUGCUCGCCCCGGGCGUGACGCCGCUGGAGAUCAAGCAGUGGGUGGACGGCAAGGUCGCGAAGCAUAAACGACUUUACGGAGGGAUUGUGGUUGUGAAUGAGGUUCCGAAGAGUCCGUCGGGCAAGAUCUUGAGACGGAUUUUGAAGGAGCGGAAGGGAGAUGUGGUUGUGGGGAUGAGGGAUGCGGCGACGGCCAGGCUUUGAUUGCGUGUAGUAGAUAGAUGACUACAGGUUUGUGCUAUGCUGCACUCUUGUGACGGCAGAGAGCAGGUAGAAUGCAGCAGAGUUGACAGAGGGAUGAGGUGCUGCCCAGAGAGGUUUUUGAUUAGUUUGCAAUGCCAUUGGUCUUUUGUAUUCAAAGAACCACGAUAUUGAAUUGAUAUAUAUGCACUAUUUAUUUCUGAACAAUACAGAUACAGAAC
Myxozyma melibiosi is the source of this 2119-nucleotide messenger RNA. RefSeq lists its product as uncharacterized. The record is from RefSeq and is a predicted model, not a curated record. The transcript has a single exon. Gene Ontology annotation, biological process: secondary metabolic process. Gene Ontology annotation, molecular function: CoA-ligase activity. NCBI's taxonomy places the organism in Eukaryota, Fungi, Ascomycota, Lipomycetes, Lipomycetales, Lipomycetaceae. Bases 246 to 1901 code for a protein of 551 amino acids.